Molecule: messenger RNA, 3360 nt
Organism: Heterotrigona itama
Lineage: Eukaryota; Metazoa; Arthropoda; Insecta; Hymenoptera; Apidae
Source: the annotation of a GenBank genome assembly
AGAGGUAGGUAUUUUAUGUUAUAAUAAUAAAUUUCAUAACGCCUUGAUUCAAUUUCCUUUAUUCUUGAUAUUCAAAAUUCGAUUUUUUUUUUUUAAGAAUUUCGAGGGUGCGGAGCAACAUACAUCUAUUACGAAUGGCGCGAAUAAAAUUCAAAUCUGAAUUUUUAAUCAAUCGAUUAAAAGUAAAAGAAGUUAAACGUCAUCGAAUGAACUUUCUACUUAUACAAAGUAUAAAGAAGAAAAAGAAAGCAAAGAAAAAAAAGACGUAAAUGUCAAGUUGAUCGAAGUAUAUCAAGUGGGAGGCAUGUUCCCCUCGUGUCAUUUCCCUCCAAUAGGAUUCGUUUGACCAGACCGUAGUCUACGAAGAAAAAAUUUUACCAAUACAUUUUCCAUUGUAAACAUCAUUGUCUCGAGGAAAUUCAAACAUAUCAUUUUCUUUGCCGCUCGUUCAUGCGGAACGUUUAUCAAAUGAACCAAGAUUGACGUCCUAUUAAGAGAAAUUAGGCUCUCCUAUACUCAAUGUGACAAUGAAGCAUUUGAUUUUACGUGAUCAUUUUACAAGUUGUGAGAGUGUUGAAUUACCUGUUUAUUGAUCGCUGUCAGUGACAAUAAUGUAAGGGACUUUUCAUCUAGAGGGUUUUACAUCUAAGUUGCAAUAUAAAAUGCACACUUAUGCCGCGUAAUGUUGUAAUGAAAAUUUUAUGAAAUCGUUACACGACGAAAAAAAUUGAUUGUGCUUUACUUGAGAUUGCAAUUUUUAUAUUUUUAUAUGGUGAAAAUGGACCAUGCUUCGUUACCGAAAUUUAUUUGCAAUCCAAUAAAAACGUGUUCAUCUAAUUUCACUACUUUGACUGAUGUGUUACAAUCGGAUCCAGUGAAAAGGUUGUUCAAUCAACCAAAUAUUAUUAUUAAAACGAUACCCAUAAAAAUAAGUCCAACAUCUGCCUCUAAUAACAAAAGUUUCACAAACAAAGUGCAUGAUACAGAUUUAAGUAUAAAUAAAGUGAAACAAUCAGAGUUAUCAGUAAUACCUUUACAGAAAAAUCAAGAAGAAAAUAUUGAUGAUGAAAAUUUGUUACCCUCGAAAAAACAAGGUAAAUCAGAAAUUACAUUAGUUCCUGUUAAAAGAGAAAAAAAACCUUGUGGUCAUUAUGAACCUUGUGAGAAUAUUAUAUGUGAUGUGAUAGUACAACAAUAUGUAGAUCGUGAUGGAUCAUCGCCAAUGUUAGCCUUCAAUAUAGAAGAUAGUGAAAUAAAUGCACCAGUUUCAAAACAUUGUAAAAAUAAAAUGUGCGAUGCAUUAAGCAUUGAUCAUGAUCGUUGUCGCAGAGCUAUAAUAAUAUUAAAUAAAUGUAAUCAAUCAUCAGCUUGCGAUAUUUGUGGUGUUACAUUAAAGACCCAAAGAUCUCGUAUACAUCACAGGAAUUGUACAAGGAGGAAUGUAUAUAGGCAUAAUAAAACAAGCAGUGCUCAAAUAUUAAAAGAAAGAAUGAGAGAACGAGAAAUUCAAAUAAUUGAAGCUUCAAAACUAAAAAAAAAUGAUUAUACAGAUCCUAUUAUGGGCUAUAAUCUUGCGAUGGAAACUCUAAAGAAUAAUAAAGAAUUAAUCAUUACUCCAAAAUCAGUCCCUUUACAACAACAACAACAACAACAACAGCAGCAGCAACAGCGGCGACGGCAACCAUUUUCAUCAGCAUCACUAACAGCAGCAACAACAACAACAAUUACAAUUACUAAAAAUUCUAUAUCUACAACAGAUUCUACUUCGCAAAUUAGCAAUGUAAAUAAUGUUUUUGGAGAACUUUUAUCUACCAAUAUACCAAUUGUAAUACCACAACAAAGUAUAGUUAUUGGCAAAGCACAGUGUUCUAAUGAAAAUGGUAUAUCUACUCCCAUUCAGUUAGCUUUGUCAGAAGCUUUAACUAAAUCACUUAUAACAACAACCACUACAGCUUCUUUACCUCAAAGUCAUCUUCUUACAUUUACAACACAAACUAACACACAUCCAAUGCCAAUAAAUGACUUACUCUUGUCACAAUCACAAAUUGUGACAACACCCAUUCAACCUAAACCAUUUUUUACACCUAUUCGCGUUGUACCUAUAACUAAUUUAAUAACACAGCCAUCCUUAUUACACCAAACACAGGGUAUACCAAAGUUUUGUAUUAUGGCAGACAAUACAGCACUACCAUUAUCUGUAACGAAUCCACAGUCUGUUCAAUAUUCAGCACCUGUGCCAAAGGUUGAAUCUACAACUGAUUCGAAAACAACAUCACAAAAAAAGAAAAAGAAAUGGAAAAUAGUAAAAAAGAAAUGGAGACACAAGAAUAAAGAUUUCAAAUGUGACUACUGUCUUAAAAACUUCAGUACAGAUUGGUAUUUCAAAGUGCACGUUGCUAAGCAUACUAAUGAAAAACAACUUACGUGCAAGAUGUGCAAACAGUCAUUCAGUAAUAGAAGUGAUAUGAAAAAACAUAUGUCAAAUCAUCAUAAAAGUGAAGAUAGUGUUCCUAGUACAUGUAAUCGACAAACUUCUGCAUGUCCACAAACAAAGGUUAUCAACCUUGACUUACAACAAGAAGUAAGAAAAGAAGAUAAAACAAAUGGAUACGUUAAUAUGCCCACUCAAGAUAUUGUCAAAAAUAUCAAAGCAGAACUGUGUCACGAAGUAUAAAUUAUUUCAGAUUAGUAAUUGUUAUUGGAAUUGAAAGAAAGAAAAAGUUAUCUAAAUUGAAAAUACAUUUUUUAUAAAUCUUGACUAAAUUAAUUUAUGUAAAUAUGUGUAAAUUAUGCUUAAAUACUAUAGCUAAUCAAAUGUUAAGUUUUUAGUAGCAAAUUUUAUGUUAAAUUAUACAAACACAUGUAUUACUUUUUUAAUAUUGCAUUAUGUGUUUGUUUAUUUUAAUUUUAAAACAAUCAUUCAAUAUAUCUCAAAUCGUGCAGCAAAAGACGAAAAUACUUCUUGAUAUAUAUUUGCUUUAGUUAUGAAAUAUAUAAAACAAAUAUUUUUAAUACUUUCAUCAAUGUUAUAAAAAGGCGUAUUAUAAAACUUUAAAAAAUUGUAUUUUUUAAAUGAAAACGAUUGCAAAAGUUGAUGAAUGUAUAGAAAAUUAAAUUUAGAUGUUAUUAUAUAUUAUUGAAAUAUCUUUCAAACUGUGAUAUGUGAUUAUCUUUCCACUAUAAUUUUGUUCACGUUAUCUAAAAAUUUAUCGUCUUUAAUUGCAUAUUUAAUAUAGCUUUGAGCACAUUAAUAAGUUUUUGUACACUGAAACAAAAGCAUGAUAAUGCACGUUGACAAAGAUAUGAUACACAUAUCGUAAAACGCACAAAAGAAAAAUUAUGUGUAUAUUUUAGAACUAG